AUGGGUUACCACAACCGCCGUGACUCCCACCAGCAACAACCACCUUGUCACCGUCGUCAAGCUUCCUCUAGCUCCACUACCUCAGCGAGUCGCGAUAACGAGCUAGACCCGGACCUAUUAUGGCCCUUUGGGAAGCUAAAUGUGGUUGAUAAGGAUGACAUACGUGAAACAGCUUACGAGGUGUUUUUUACCUCAUGCAGGUCUUCCCCCGGAUUUGGGGGAAGAACUGCAAUAGCUUUUUAUUCACAUAAUGAUCAUCAUGUAGAAACAUGUAACAAUAAUAAUAAUAACAAUAACAAUAACAACAACAAUAACUGCAAUGGGCCAGGGUCGCCAGGCUCCCCUGGCUCAUCGCGAGGGAGUGGGGUAGGGAUGGUGACUAAUAGUAGGAUCAAAAGGGCAUUAGGAUUACGAACCCUAAAGCGAAUGCCUUCAAGGAGAUCAUCCCUUGGUGGCGGAGUUGGGAUGAAUUUAGGGUCUAAUUCCGGUGGCAGCGGCUCAUCCUCCCCUCAUACUGCUUAUGGACAUGUUAGUCAUCAUUCUCAUAGCGCGAGUAGCCCUGGGAUUUCGUUCACUGUGCCUACUAGAACGACUAGAAGGCCUUUAACGUCAGCGGAGAUCAUGAGGUUGCAAAUGAGGGUCACUGAGCAAAGUGAUAAUAGGCUUCGUAAGACGCUUAUGAGAACUCUUGUUGGUCAAAUGGGCAGGAAAGCAGAAACAAUAAUCCUUCCUCUUGAACUUCUUCGGCACUUAAAACCAUCAGAGUUCCGAGACCAUGCAGAGUACCACUACUGGCAAAAACGGCAGCUAAAGAUACUUGAAACAGGCUUAAUUCUCCAUCCAUCAAUCCCAAUCGAGCAACGCAGCUCAUAUGCAUUAAAACUACGCGAGAUCAUACGCCUUAACGAAGAUAAACCAAUAGACACAGGCAAAAAUUCAGAGACCAUGAAACAGCUUUGCAACUGUGUGCUCUCUUUGGCGUGGCGUGGUGCCAAUGGCAAUCCAACAGAUGUUUGUCAUUGGGCAGAUGGAUAUCCCCUGAACCUACACCUCUAUAUUGCACUACUUCAAUCAGUUUUCGACCUUAAAGAUGAGACCGCGAUCUUAGAUGAGGUGGAUGAAUUGAUGGAGCUGAUGAAAAAGACAUGGACAACAUUUGGGAUAACUAAACCUCUUCACAAUGUGUGUUUCACCUGGAUACUUUUUCAGCAGUAUGUUCAAACAGGGCAAACAGAGCCUGAUCUUUUGAACGCGGCAUUGACUAUGUUAGUUGAGGUGGCUAAUGAUGCUAAGAGACCAGUUGAUAGAGAUGAAAACUAUGUCAAGAUUUUAGCUUCUGUAAUGACUUCAAUUAUUGGAUGGUCAGAAAAAAAGCUCCUUAAUUACCAUGAUGCAUUCCCUUCUAAAGGAAGUGCUGCAAUCAUGGAGAAUUUACUACCUUUAGUAUUGCAAGCGAGGAAGAUUUUGGAUGAAGAUAUUGCUGCUACUAUAGCAGCUAGGCAAGAACAAGAAGAUGAGAAAGAAACUCAUGAGUUGUCUGGUAAUCGAGUUGAUUACUACAUUCGUUCCUCCUUGAGAAAUGCAUUUGCAAAGAUAGCCGAAAAUAUGAGCACAACGAACAUGCAUCUAGAGGGAGAAAAAGAGGUGAGCGAAGCACUCGUAAUCUUAGCUCAAGGAACAGAAGAAUUGGCUGCAAAAGAGAAGGAAAGUUAUAGCAACACUCUAAAAAGGUGGCACCCAGUAUCUGCUGCAAUAGCAUCUGUGAAAUUGCAUAAUUGUUAUGGAGCUGUAUUGCAGCAAUAUUUAUCAGGAGUAUCAAUGCUCACAACGGAAGCAAUCAAUGUGCUUCAUAAAGCUGGAAGACUUGAGAAAAUUUUGGUGCAAAUGGUUGUUGAAGACACUGUUGAUUGUGAAGAUGGUGGGAAAUCCAUUGUUAGAGAGAUGGAACCUUAUGAAGUUGAAUCUAUCAUUAUUAGGCUUCUAAGAAAAUGGAUCGAGGAGAGGCUACGAAAGGCAAGAGAUUCUGUUCAAAGAGCUAAGGAAACUGAAACAUGGAAUCCGAAGUCUAAAGUAGAGCCAUUCGCGCAAUCUGCAGUGGAACUUAUGAAGAUCGCUAAGCAAACUAUUGAUGACUUCUUUGAGAUUCCCAUUGGACUCUCUGAUGAUUUAGUCCAAGAUCUUGCUGAUGGUCUAGAACGUGUAAUCCGAGAAUAUUCUAGCUUUGUUGCUGGUUGUGGAACAAAACAGAGUUAUGUUCCAACACUCCCUCCUCUAACAAGAUGCAGUCGAGAUUCAAAGUUUGCCAAGCUUUGGAAAAGAGCAGGUUGCAAUGUUGGUAUGCAUGAGCUCCACCAUUACAUGGCAGCAAUUGAAGGUCAUCAUGCACGCCCAUCAACAAGUCGUGGAACACAACGCCUCUACAUUCGCCUUAACACCUUACACUACCUCCUCUCCCAUCUCAACUCCCUCGACAAGACCCUCGCUCUCUCCCCAAGAGUCAAUCCAAACACCCAAAAACGCUAUCCUAAUAGCCGAAGAAACUUAGGCAACUCCACCACCUACUUUGAGCUUGCACGUGCCUCAAUGCAGGGUGCUAUCCAACAUGUUGCAGAGGUAUCAGCCUACCGCCUAAUCUUCCUAGACUCAAACUCUGUCUUCUACGAAAGCCUUUAUGUUUUCAAUGUAUCCAACUCUAGAAUCCGGCCUGCUUUGCGAAUCCUCAAGCAAAACCUCACCCUCUUAGGUGCAAUAUUAAUUGAUCAUGCUCAACCAUUGGCCGCAAAAGAGGUAAUGAAAGCAGCAUUUGAAUCAUACUUAAUGGUGUUGUUAGCAGGAGGAAGUGCCCGAACCUUUUGUAGGUCGGAUUAUGAGAUGAUCGGAGAGGAUUUUGAGAGCUUGAAACGGGUGUUUUGCACAAGUGGUGUCGGCCUAAUAGCUGAAGAUGAUGUGGAUAAAGAAGCAGAGGUGGUACAAGGGGUGGUUGAUCUCAUGGGACAGUCUACCGAGCAGCUAGUCGAGGACUUCAGCACUGUGGCUUGCGAGAAGAGUGGGAUAGGAGUUAAUGCAACAGGGAAGAAGCUGCCAAUGCCACCAACGACGGGCAGGUGGAACAGAUCCGAUCCAAACACAAUACUAAGAGUAUUAUGUCAUAGAAAUGAUCGCUCCGCAAAUCUUUUCUUGAAGAGAACAUUCCAAUUACCUAAGAGGAGAUGA
Molecule: messenger RNA, 3213 nt
Organism: Beta vulgaris subsp. vulgaris (sugar beet)
Lineage: Eukaryota; Viridiplantae; Streptophyta; Magnoliopsida; Caryophyllales; Amaranthaceae
Exons: 5
Coding region: 1-3213 (1070 amino acids)
Source: RefSeq, a predicted model, not a curated record